AUGAGAUUCCUCACAGUCGCCUCAGCCCUGUGGCUUACCCUCUGCCCAACCGUCCUAGCUCAAGACACCUCAGCUUCAGGCUCUUUAUCCCUCAACUCUAACCAGCCCUCAUGGACCUUCGACUACUCCACCCAAAACGCCAACGACCAGAACUGGGUCGGUCUGUACUACACAGCAGGCGGCGGUCCCGUCGACCAGAAGAAGGGCUCGUCAAACUCCAUCAAGUGGAAGUGGGCGCCUCGCUCUCAAGGUUCUGUUCAGAUUGAUACUGGCAGCCUCGAGCCUGGUAACUACACUGCUUUCUUCCUCGCUCAAAACGGUUACACGUGGUUGGCGGAGCCGCUGCAGGUCAUCAAGGGUCGUGAGUUUGGUGGGGAUGUCAGCUUUAUUGUGGCUGAUGUCUCGCUUCCUAAUGCCCGUGCUGGCGAUAAGUAUUCCCACAGCGUGAGGGGCCUUGUUCGUGGUGGAAGCAGUGACGUUACCUUUUCCAAGGAGAGUGGUAGUGCCGAUUGGAUCUCGGUUAGUGAGGAUGGUAUCAUCUCUGGAACACCUUCUUCCAGCGCUGAUGAAGCUGUUGUUACUGUCCGAGCUACUGGUCGUGAUUCCGCCACAUCCGCUGCCUUCAAGAUCAAUGUCGCUGGCUCUGGUAAGGCUCUUGUGAGCACUCUCAAGGUCCUUUCUCUCAACAUGUGGAACGGCGGUACUGGUGUUACCAACUACCAUGACAAGCAGGUCAAGUUCCUCGCUUCAUGUGGCGCCGAUGUCGUCGGUAUCCAGGAAGACCAGCAAGGUCGUCACGUCCCUCGCCUCGCUGAUGCCCUUGGCUGGUACCACUGGUCCAGUGGCGGUGAUGUCGGUAUUCUUAGCAAGUACCCUAUCACCCAGGACUACGGUGUCAUCAGCGGCCCUGCUCGCUCCGGUGGUGUCAAGAUUGCUCUUGAUGGCUCAAACAAGGAGAUCAACUUCUUCGUCGCUCACCUUGGCUACACACCCUACGGCCCCUACGACACUUGCUUCGACCACUACCCCGUCGACAAGAUCAUCGAGCGUGAGGCUCAAUCUGGCCGCACUCCUCAGAUGAAGGCUACCCUCGCCGGCAUGAAGUCCCAACUCGACAACGCUGAUGACACUCCCGUCUUCUUCGUCGGCGACUUCAACGCCCCUUCUCACCUCGACUACACCGAAGGUCUCAAGGAGAAGAACUGCGGCUACUCAGGCAUCAAGUGGCCUACCUCCGUCCUCCCCGAGGAAGCCGGCCUCGUCGACUCCUUCCGCGUCGCCCACCCCGAUCCCGUCAAGGAGCAAGGCAUUACCUGGUCUCCCAUCUACAUCUGGAACGGAGGCAGACGUCGUCCCGAACCUCUUGACCGCAUUGACUUUGUCCUUCACAAGGGCAAGGGCCUCAAGGUUACCGACUCCCAGACCGUGGUUGUCGGUGACCCCAAGCCUCAGCCCAACCACAAGGAGAACGAGUGGUUCUCUGAUCACCGGGCUGUUUUGACGACUUAUGAGAUUUAA
Messenger RNA from Fusarium coffeatum, 1518 nucleotides. RefSeq lists its product as uncharacterized. NCBI's taxonomy places the organism in Eukaryota, Fungi, Ascomycota, Sordariomycetes, Hypocreales, Nectriaceae. Gene Ontology annotation, molecular function: catalytic activity. The record is from RefSeq and is a predicted model, not a curated record. The transcript has a single exon. Bases 1 to 1518 code for a protein of 505 amino acids.